UCAUGUAAUGAAUUCAGUUUAGCGUAGGCGCACAUCUCGCAACUACGUAUCUGCUGCGCUACAGCGCCCUCUACGGUUCUGGCCGCGGCACUUGUUUAGCGCGCCUUGCCGCGACCGGCAAGACCGCCUGCUGUGCAUCACAUUAAUUUAUGCGUACGCCAUCACAAUAAUUAAUUCAGUUUUGAUCGGGUCCGAGUCCGCAACGUGGCACAUCUCCUUGCCAUUCUCAGUUUUGAGUCUUCUCUGCUUUGGCUCAUGCCCGACUUGCAUCCUGCUGCCUUUGUCUUUUGCUGACCGAACUGUCAUUGCCUAGUCAUGUCGGGCACCAGGAAGAGAACCCGUCGCGCAGCACCUAGCCCUGUUCCCGACCCACCUGUUUCUUCGGCUGCGGACCCCGAGCUGCCGAGUAACGCUGCCUCACCACUCGACGGCGGACAAUUCAAGCAAUUUAUAUCUGACGAAGUCCAGAAAGCCGUCACCGCCGCCCUGGCAGAAACGGUCUCCCCACUGCUUGCCACCAUCGGAUCCUCGCAGCCUUCCCCCGCCAUGGCCGUACCCACCGGAAAUGCUGCGCCAACUGGUCCGGGUGCUGGCUCUCUAUCUCAUCCACUGAACGUGCCGUCUCACGUGAGAGAGAGGAUUUUGCGAGGCGUUUCGCGAGGCGGUUCCGGGAGCUCGGGCGACAGCCGACCUGUUCCAGUCAUUCUAACUGCCGCGGACGAAUUAGCAGCACGAUAUGCUGCUCACGCUCUAUCCGACAACACCAGACGAACGUAUUCCGCCGGCGAAUCUAAGUAUCUCAAGUUCUGCCAACUUCAAAGAUGGUCCCCGUUUCCCGCUUCAGACCUAAUGCUGAGUAGUUUUGCUGCCUCCCUAACCCAGUCGGUCAGACCAGUGACUAUUAAGGUUUACCUCAGUGCUAUCAAGAACCUGCACCUGGAGCUCGGUUAUGUCGACCCGACCGAGGGUGCGCACUUCCUCAAGCGAGUGGUACGCGGUAUUUGCCGUUGCCAUGGAGUAGCCGCUGUCCGCCCCAGGCUGCCAAUCACGUUUCCUAUUCUCUGCAGUCUGGUUGACACCUGCCUAGCUGCUCCAACCAUGUGCCCUCACGACAAGCGCUGCCUGCAUGCCGCUAUGCUUGCCGUGUUCUUUGGUUUCUUCAGAUGCGGUGAACUGCUAGAAGCACCUACCACGCGCGGCUGUUUGACAUUCGAGUCAGGGAUGCUCCAUGUGCACCUACCACGCUCGAAGACAGACCCGUCCGGGGAAGGUACGACGGUGCUGAUCGGGCCAGCGGUGCCGCCAUACUGCGCUGUGAGAGCCAUGCUCACCUACCUCACUGCAACCGCCUCUGCUCGUCCAGGCAGUGCUGUGUUCAUCCUGGCCAACGGGCAACGCCUCAACCGCAGCACUUUUACAGCCCACGUACGCACGCUGCUUAGCACCAGCGGCGUGGCAAACUGGCAGGACUAUGCAGGCCACAGCUUCCGUAUCGGGGCCGCUACCACUGCUGCCCUUGCUGGCGUCCCCGACCACCAGAUCCGCUCCGCGGGACGGUGGCGCAGUGAUGCAUGCCUACGCUACAUCCGGACCCCACCGUCAUCGGCCCGAACGCUGGCCAGCAAACUAUCCUCAGUAAGAUCAUCUCCCUGACACCGAUAUUUCUCAAUUCACACAAUUCCCUCAUUAUGAACUAUGCUAUGCUGCACUGCAAUACUGUUGUGUAUGGGUAUGUACUGGCGGUAUGGCGAGUCACUCAUAACUGGUCUGCCUUUCUAUUGCGGCAUUAUGGCCUUAUGGUCCUGCCUUUCCAUUGCGGCAAUCACAGCCUCCGGGCUUCUGCCUUCCUGCGGCAAUCACAGCCUCCGGGCUUCUGCCUUUCUGCGGCACUCGCAGCCUCACGGGCUCGUGCCUACCUUGCGGCAAAGACCAACCAGUUCCUCGUCACCAGUACUUACCCAACACAACCUAGCCUUAUUCGUGUGGUGUAUGCCUGUCUGCAUGCCGCCGGUGUGCGCGGAAUGCUAAUGAUGUAUGCCUGCCUGCAUGCCGUCUGCGUGCGCGGAAUGCUAAUGAUGUAUUCAUGUAAUGAAUUCAGUUUAGCGUAGGCGCACAUCUCGCAACUACGUAUCUGCUGCGCUACAGCGCCCUCUACGGUUCUGGCCGCGGCACUUGUUUAGCGCGCCUUGCCGCGACCGGCAAGACCGCCUGCUGUGCAUCACAUUAAUUUAUGCGUACGCCAUCACAAUAAUUAAUUCAGUUUUGAUCGGGUCCGAGUCCGCAACGUGGCACAUCUCCUUGCCAUUCUCAGUUUUGAGUCUUCUCUGCUUUGGCUCAUGCCCGACUUGCAUCCUGCUGCCUUUGUCUUUUGCUGACCCACCAUCCCACCACUAACCAUUAAUACUACAUUGCAUCAUUCCUACUUCAAGUACAAUAAACCUGGUGGCGAGUCA
This is a messenger RNA of Sycon ciliatum, 2453 nucleotides long. RefSeq lists its product as uncharacterized. Bases 316 to 1653 code for a protein of 445 amino acids. NCBI's taxonomy places the organism in Eukaryota, Metazoa, Porifera, Calcarea, Leucosolenida, Sycettidae. Gene Ontology annotation, molecular function: DNA binding. The record is from RefSeq and is a predicted model, not a curated record. The transcript has 2 exons. Gene Ontology annotation, biological process: DNA recombination; DNA integration.